This is a messenger RNA of Huiozyma naganishii CBS 8797, 2289 nucleotides long. It is a transcript of the gene HCA4, whose product is annotated as RNA-dependent ATPase HCA4. The record is from RefSeq and is a predicted model, not a curated record. NCBI's taxonomy places the organism in Eukaryota, Fungi, Ascomycota, Saccharomycetes, Saccharomycetales, Saccharomycetaceae. Gene Ontology annotation, cellular component: nucleus. The transcript has a single exon. Bases 1 to 2289 code for a protein of 762 amino acids. Gene Ontology annotation, biological process: rRNA processing. Gene Ontology annotation, molecular function: ATP binding; RNA helicase activity; nucleic acid binding.
AUGGCGAAGAAGAACAGAAUGAACACCGCUCAGCGGAAACAGCUUCGGAACAAGGAAAACGAGUACAUCGAGGAGUUGAACAAGAGGACGCAAGAGUACGACCCAAAACUGCAACGGGCCACGUUCUUCAAGGACUUGCCCCUCUGCAGGAACGUGCUUAAGGGGCUCAGUGCCUCUGCGUUUGUGAAACUGACGGCUAUCCAGAGGGAAUCGAUCCCCGUGUCGCUUCAGGGACACGACGUGCUUGCUGCAGCGAAGACUGGGUCCGGUAAAACACUCGCGUUCUUGGUCCCCGUGUUGGAAAAACUGUACAGGGAGCGCUGGACCGAGUUCGACGGGUUGGGGGCGCUCAUCAUCUCUCCGACGAGGGAACUCGCGAUGCAGAUAUACGAGGUGCUCGUCAAAGUCGGGUCUCAGUGCUCGUUCUCCGCGGGGCUUGUCAUCGGUGGGAAGGACGUUAAGUACGAGUCCGAGAGAAUCUCUAAGAUCAAUAUCCUUAUUGGGACCCCAGGGAGAAUCCUGCAACAUCUUGACCAGGCCGUUGGACUCAACGCAUCCAAUUUGCAAAUGCUUGUCCUGGAUGAGGCGGACCGCUGUCUCGACAUGGGGUUCAAGAAGACACUGGACGCUAUUGUAGGGAAUUUGCCCCCCAUGAGACAGACGUUGCUCUUCUCCGCUACACAGUCCGCAUCAUUAGCGGACCUCGCGAGACUCUCCCUCACGGAUUACAAAAAUAUAGGCACGUUGGAAACCGGGUCAGGACAGCAGGUAGGAGCCGCAAAUCCGGCAACACCAGACACAUUACAACAGUACUACAUUGACGUGUCACUACCAGACAAGCUCGACAUCCUGUUCAGUUUUAUUAAGUCACACUUGAAGUCCAAAAUGAUCGUUUUCUUGUCCAGUGGGAAACAAGUACAUUUCAUCUACGAGACAUUUAGGAAGAUGCAACCAGGUAUCUCGUUGAUGCACUUGCAUGGGAGACAAAAACAAACAGCAAGGACAGACACCCUUGAUAAAUUUGUCCGCGCGCAACAGGUGUGUCUCUUCGCUACAGACGUCGUCGCUAGGGGGAUCGACUUCCCUGCAGUUGAUUGGGUCGUCCAAGUGGACUGCCCUGAAGACGCAGACACGUACAUCCACAGGGUCGGCAGAUCGGCGAGGUACGGGAAGAAGGGGAAGGCGCUGAUCAUGCUCACCCCGCAGGAGAUGGACCCAUUCCUGAGCAGACUGAAGACGAAGAAGAUCGAACCAGAGAAAUUGAACAUCAAGCAAUCCAAGAAAAAAUCGAUCAAACCACAGCUACAGUCGCUGCUGUUCAAGGACCCUGAACUGAAGUACCUCGCGCAGAAGGCGUUCAUAUCGUACAUCAGGUCAAUCUACGUACAGAAGGAUAAAGAAGUGUUCAAGUUCAACGAAAUACCGACCGAGGAAUUUGCAAACUCGUUGGGGCUCCCUGGCGCACCAAAGAUCAAAAUCAAGGGUAUGAAGGCGAUCACUCGAGCGAAGGAGUUAAAAAACUCCCCAAGGUCGCUGUUGAACUUGGCAAAGACGAAUGAGAUGGGUGAAUUGGAGGAGGAAUCGAAACCCGUGAGGACGAAAUACGAUAAGAUGUUCGGACGUAAGAAUCAGACCGUUUUAAGUGAGCAUUACAUGAACAUCACCAAACAUCAGACGGCAGAGGACGACGAGGACGACUUCAUGACAGUGAAACGUACAAACCACAUUUUGAACGAGCAGGAACUACCACAACUAGUCGUGCCAACGUCCAAACGUGGCCAAAAGAAGGCGCUGUCAAAGAAGGCGUCCCUGGCCGCAAAGGGCAACCCCACUAAAAUGGUGUUUGACGAUGAUGGUAACUCGCACCCUGUGUAUGAACUAGAGGACGAGGAGGACUUCCAAAUGAGAGGCAGCGCAGAGUCUCAAAAGAGAGAAUUUUUGAAGAAGGAGACGGACGUUCUUUCUAAGGGUGACAAGAUCGAUAAACAGGUUGCUAAGGAAAGAGACAAGAAAAGAAGAGAAAGAGGCUCGAAGCACUUAGAAGAGAGAUGGAGGAGGACCUGUCCGGGGAGUGAGGAACCCGCUGUGAUUCUGGGAACUGGCGAUUUGGAUCUUGACAUGAACGCCGCGGACGAGUCUGACAGGGAGGAACCCGCGAGGAAGUCUCGGAAGAAAAGCAACUUUAAGUCUGCUGAGUCUCCUGAGGAAGACAAUAACGCCAUUGAGGUGGAGGAACCUCAGACACUGGAAGAUUUGGAAUCAUUGACCGCCAGAUUAAUACAAGGGUAA